CUUGAGCUCGUUGGGCGCGGGCCACAUUGGAGAAAGCUUGAGCUUACUGGGCGCAUCCGAAAACACGGGUCACAUCAGCUUAAACUUGUUAAAUCAAUAUUAUGUGGUUUACCGUAUUGAAGAAAGUAACAAACUUACCUCUGUCCGUUUUAUUGACAAAGAAGUCUUAAAUAUGAUAAAUAUCCGUAAACUCGUUCAGAAACGCAUAUGUCUUAAAUGCAGAAAAUUGUUCAAGUAUCGGAGCCAGUUAGAAAAUCACAUAAAGUCUCAUUCCGGUGAAAAACGUGGUGAGUCUAUGAUUAGUUCCUCAUUGAUUAAGAGCCGUCUUAAAAGUUUAACGAAAUUUGGUUUCUUCUCUAGUGUACUGCCGAUAUAA
Messenger RNA from Acaulospora morrowiae, 376 nucleotides. The record is from the annotation of a GenBank genome assembly. Lineage: Eukaryota; Fungi; Glomeromycota; Glomeromycetes; Diversisporales; Acaulosporaceae.